GCGGAGGCGCCCGGUCCCGGCCGCGCGAAGGGGACAUGUGCAGGCUGGGCUAGGAGCCGCCGCCUCCCCCCCCGCCCAGCGAUGUAUUCAGCGCCCUCCGCCUGCACUUGCCUGUGUUUACACUUCCUGCUGCUGUGCUUCCAGGUACAGGUGCUGGUGGCCGAGGAGAACGUGGACUUCCGCAUCCACGUGGAGAACCAGACGCGGGCUCGGGACGAUGUGAGCCGUAAGCAGCUGCGGCUGUACCAGCUCUACAGCCGGACCAGCGGGAAGCACAUUCAGGUCCUGGGCCGUAGGAUCAGCGCCCGCGGCGAGGACGGGGACAAGUAUGCCCAGCUCCUAGUGGAGACAGAUACCUUCGGUAGUCAAGUCCGGAUCAAGGGCAAGGAGACGGAAUUCUACCUGUGUAUGAACCGGAAAGGCAAGCUUGUGGGGAAGCCCGAUGGCACCAGCAAAGAGUGUGUGUUCAUCGAGAAGGUCCUGGAGAACAAUUACACAGCCCUGAUGUCGGCCAAGUACUCUGGCUGGUACGUGGGCUUCACCAAGAAGGGGCGGCCACGGAAGGGCCCCAAGACCCGGGAGAACCAGCAGGACGUCCACUUCAUGAAGCGCUACCCCAAGGGACAGGCAGAGCUGCAGAAGCCCUUCAAGUACACCACAGUGACCAAGCGGUCCCGGCGGAUCCGCCCCACACACCCCGGCUAGGCUGGCCCCACUGUGGCCCCGCCAGGCUUCCCCAGCCCACACUCACACUCACAGAGAACUGCAAUCAGAGGAAUAUUUUUACAUGAAAAAUAAGGAAGAAUUUCUAUUUUUGUAUAUUGUGUUUAAAAGAAGACAAAAAACUGAACCAAAAUUCUUGGGGGAGGGGAGCGAUAAGGAUUUUAUUGUUGACUUGAAACUCCCUAUGACAAAAGACUCACACCAAGGGACUGUUGUCAACACACAGGUGCUUGUGUCUCUCUAGGAACAGACAACUCUAAACUUGUCCCCAGAGGAGGACUUGAAUGAGGAA
Molecule: messenger RNA, 1015 nt
Organism: Globicephala melas (long-finned pilot whale)
Lineage: Eukaryota; Metazoa; Chordata; Mammalia; Artiodactyla; Delphinidae
Gene: FGF18
Product: fibroblast growth factor 18
Biological process (GO): positive regulation of gene expression; regulation of cell migration; fibroblast growth factor receptor signaling pathway
Cellular component (GO): cytoplasm
Molecular function (GO): growth factor activity; fibroblast growth factor receptor binding
Source: RefSeq, a predicted model, not a curated record